GAAAGCCGUCAAACUGGCCUGCCGCAAGCCUGUUCCUUAGCCAGGUGAUGCAUCUCAAGUAUACAAGAGCCCUGUCUUCACUAAGGCACAGCUGCUUAUUCGGGACUGGGUGCUGCCAGCAGAUGAGGCUGCCCAGGACACUUUCUCCACACCGGGUGCCUGGCGUUUCCAUUUUUAACUGCAGCGCCAGUUGUCUUCCCAAAAUAACUUCCAUUCCUUCUCCUUAUAAGUCAAGGAGCUCACGGCCCUGCCCAGCACAGCCGCCCGCCGGCCUUCUGCAAACCUAGCAGCAUGAACAUCACGGAGCUGAACCGGGAGUGUCUCCUGCACGUCUUCUCCUUUUUGGACAAGGAGAGCCGGAGAAACGCGUCCCUGACCUGCCGCCGCCUGCGCUUCCUCUUCCACGACGCCGCGCUCUGGCCGCUGCUCGUCUUUCACUCGCCAUCGGAGCUCCGCAGGGACAACUUCGUGCUGGGGGCCGCGCUGCGCCACCUGUCCAUCUGCUGGCACUCGAGCAGGGUCAAGGUGUGCAACAUCGAGGACUGGAUGAAGAGCUCCUUCCAGAGGGACCUAUGCCGCAAACACGAGAACAUCGUCGGUAACUUUCUGUGGAAAGUCUCCUCCAAGUGCCCCAGCCUGCGGUCCCUGAGCCUGGCCGGAUGUGGCCAUGUCACUGACCAGCAUAUAUGUGAAAUCCUGCAGAGCUGUCCCAGGUUGAAAAGCCUCCAAUUAGAGAACUGUGUGCGGAUCACCGACCGGACACUUCACGCAGUCACCACUUAUGGCACGAGCCUGGCGAGUCUCCGUGUGGAUUUCUGCCGCAAUGUGAGCCAGGCGGGUCUGCAGCUUGUGAGGACCACAUGUCCAGGGCUGGAGGUGUUGGCCGAGCGCAGUGGUGGGAUGAUCCCAGACAGCCAGCCGGAUGAGCGGGAGAAGCUGGGAAGGACACUGCAGAAGCUGCUUCUGUACUCAUGAAGUGAUUGUCUGCUACUGGGAGUCACGGC
Messenger RNA from Erpetoichthys calabaricus (reedfish), 1004 nucleotides. RefSeq names its product F-box and leucine-rich repeat protein 22 (gene fbxl22). Bases 292 to 975 code for a protein of 227 amino acids. The transcript has 2 exons. The record is from RefSeq and is a predicted model, not a curated record. Lineage: Eukaryota; Metazoa; Chordata; Cladistia; Polypteriformes; Polypteridae. Gene Ontology annotation, molecular function: protein binding.